ACACAUAAAUACCAUACAGUUACAUACAAUCUGAUUAAAGUUUAACUAACUGAAAGAGUAAAAGCAUGUGAAAUACCUACGAGUCAAAAGUUCCCCCAACCUGAAGCAACAAGCCCAUGGCAGGCUGAGGCUGGGCCUAAAGCACAUACCACAAUCUCUAAGCAACAUAAUGUUGCUGAAAAUGCUUCCGUUUGAAGUCAAAGAGUUUCGGAGUGUAUAUUGAUGAAGGUGCACACAAUUGGACCUAUUCGGUUAUACCGGACACUUCUCGAGGUCCAGGUCCGAUUCUGUGCUCUCAGUAAUCAGAUCCGUGGGUGGAUCUUCCUCUUCUCCGGCUGUUGCUUCAGGCAUACUUUCACACUAAAAAACCCGACCGGUGUAAAGGCUAACAUUGAUGUCAACACGUUUAUUUACACAAUCCUGACGUGUGCACUCUUUUUAUAAAUAGUUUUAUAUUGAAAAGUUUAAAAGAUGGACUUUAACGUGAAAAGACUGGCAGCGGACGCUGGUACUUUAUUCAGUCGGGCGGUGCAAUUCACAGAAGAAAAAUUUGGCCAGGCUGAGAAGACAGAGUUGGAUGCACAUUUGGAGAAUCUCCUCACCAGAGCUGAAUGCACUAAACAAUGGACAGAGAAGAUUUUGAAGCAGACAGAAGUGUUACUUCAGCCAAACCCAAAUGUCAGAAUAGAAGAAUUCUUCUAUGAAAAACUAGACAAGAAGGUCCCAACACGGAUGAACAACCAUGAGCUUCUGGGGGAAUCCAUGAUCGACUCUGGGAAUGAAUCUGGGCCUGGAACAGCCUACGGAAACGCUCUGAUUAAGUGUGGCGAGACGGAGAAGCAGAUCGGAGGAGCGGAGCGAGAGUUCAUUCAGAGCUCUGCCAUCAAUUUCCUCACGCCUUUCCGCAACUUUUUAGAAGGAGACUUCAAGACUAUAUUGAAAGAGCGUAAACUGCUUCAGAACAAACGACUGGACCUCGAUGCUGCAAAGACCAAGCUAAAGAAAGCCAAAAUGGCUGAUGCCAGAGCUCUGCUCUGUACUGUCUCUUGUUUUUGUGUCGGCACACAAAAGCCUCUCGGAUCUACCCCUCCACCAGGGGACGUUGGCUAUGUUGCCAAUUUCUCCUUCAUGGUGAAUUUUCUCCAUGUAAAGUGGCUAAAGAUGUGGGCAGAGGAAGUGACAAAGGCCGAGCAGGAUCUGAAGAUGACACAGAGUGAGUUUGACAGACAGGCAGAAAUCACCAGGCUUCUUCUGGAAGGAAUCAGCAGUACACAUGCCCAUCAUCUCCGCUGUCUAAAUGACUUUGUGGAGGCUCAAAUGACAUAUUAUGCCCAGUGUUACCAGUACAUGGUGGACCUCCAAAAGCAGUUGGGAAACUUCCCUUCGGCUUUCUCUUCCAACAACAACCAGUCGACGGCCAGCGGCGGGGCCAGUGUCUCCUUACCCAUCCUGCCACUGUCAACCCCUUUUCCUUCCUCCAAAGGCAAUGCGUCUUCAGGUUUCACCGAGCUGCAGAACUUCACCGGGAGCCGUAAAGCACGAGUGCUGUACGAUUACGACGCCGCGGGCAGCAAUGAGCUCUCCUUAUUGGCCGAUGAGGUGAUCAUGGUGAGCUGCGUUCCAGGCAUGGACUCUGAUUGGCUGAUGGGGGAACGUGGGACUCAGAAGGGAAAAGUGCCCAUUACCUACUUGGAGCUGCUAAAUUAAAAGAAAACGAGUGUUGUUGGAACCAAAACAGAUCGGUAUAGUGUAAUCCAGCUGUGCUGUAUACCGUAUAUGCAAACAAGACGUCUUGUGCUGCUCACAUGCAACAGUAUUUCAUUGGAUGUGACGUCUUGCAGUCUCAGUAUGGGAAGAGGUUCUAACCGGAACAAUGUUUACAAAUGAAUUAAUUCAGAAUUAUUUUUCAAAUGCGUUCGAUGUGACAUGUUUACUGCCAACAUGCCUUGUUAUUAUACAAAAAACUCCAAGAGUGACUUUAUUUGAGUAUUUCAUGUUUACAACAAGAAAGUAUUAAGACUGGUUUGUCUUUUUGUAUGAAUUUUAAAGUGACUUCCAUUAUGUACAAGAACUCUUAUUAGUUUCUAGAACAUUUCAAAGCAAUUCCUGUAGAAGUGGAGAUAUGAAUAUGCCAUAAUUUAUUUUCAGGGUUAAUCAGCCACAUCGUAACUGACAUGGGCCUCAAUUAUUAUCUUCUGCAGUUUACAUUUCUCUUCAUUGUGUUAAAAGUUUAAGCACACAAAGAAAAUGCUUUAUUUGCACGCAGACAAGCCUUUCCUGUUAUGAAUUAUGAAACUGUCCUUUGCAGUUUUCAAAAAGCGCAUGGUAAGGAUACAUCAAGUUAUUAAUUUCAUGAUACAAACAAAAUCUCUUUACUGAUAAUUACUUUUGUUUACCCAUGUGCCUUACAAUCGUCUUCAGGUUGAUGUUUUAAACUGUUUAAAGCAAAAAAAAAAAAAAAAAGAUGAGUGCUAAUUUUACACAUUUAUGCCAUCCUCUAUUUUUUUAUUUACAUUUGUAACUACAAAAGCACAGGUUAUCUAACUGCUUAAAUUCUGAUUACUAUCAUAGAUUUAUAACAAUGUUUUCAUUACAUAAUAAAAAUGUGUAGACUUUUAA
Messenger RNA from Pimephales promelas (fathead minnow), 2619 nucleotides. RefSeq names its product SH3-domain GRB2-like endophilin B1a (gene sh3glb1a). Gene Ontology annotation, molecular function: protein binding. Gene Ontology annotation, biological process: membrane organization. Lineage: Eukaryota; Metazoa; Chordata; Actinopteri; Cypriniformes; Leuciscidae. Gene Ontology annotation, cellular component: membrane; cytoplasm. The record is from RefSeq and is a predicted model, not a curated record.